Messenger RNA from Carassius gibelio (silver crucian carp), 3172 nucleotides. Its product is annotated as polymeric immunoglobulin receptor-like. The transcript is spliced from 9 exons. Lineage: Eukaryota; Metazoa; Chordata; Actinopteri; Cypriniformes; Cyprinidae. The coding region runs from base 865 to 2271 and encodes 468 amino acids. The record is from RefSeq and is a predicted model, not a curated record.
AAAGGAAAGUAUUUCUGCAGAGACAGAGACAGAGACUGUAAACCUGUCAUCAGUACUGAGACUCGGCACCGCAUUAAUGAGCACCGCUGGGUUAAUAAUGAGAGAUUCGCUCUGUAUGACGAUGAAAACAGAGGAUUCUUCACAGUGUUCAUCAGGAAGCUCAGCAAAGAGGAUGCUGGAAAAUACACAUGUGGAAACAAUCAGGAAUGGAGUCAUGAUGUUGAGUUAAAGGUGAACAAAAACUCUUCUUCUUGUGGGACGUCUGUUAUCCGAUCUGCAUAUAAAGGUCAAACAAUCACUUUCAGCUGUGAAUAUGAUCCCAAGUUUGAAACACACACCAAAGUCUUGUACAGAGUGAAUGGAGAUCCUGUGUUUGUGCUGAAGAUCUCUCAAUCAUCACAAUCAUCUGAAGAGAAGUUCAUCCUGUCUGACAAUCAGAGAAAUCACUUUACUGUGACCAUCAGAGACAUUUCUGAAGAGGAGCGUGGAGUUUAUUUAUGUGGAGUGGAGAGAGACGGAGGAGAUAAACCACCUUCAAAAAAAAUUACUCACAUAACCUUCAUUAAAGAGAUUGAGCUGAACGUUCAUCGUCAGAUAUCUUCUGUCCAGGUUGAGGCCUACAUCAGUAAAUCAGUCUUCAUCAAGUGUGAAUUUCCAGAAGAAUUCAAAGAAAACCAGAAAUUCAUCAAAAUAAAUUCAUCAAAAGAGAUCUCUGUUAAACAGAAUCAGUGGAUCCGUCUUGAUAAAGCGCUCGUGUAUGAUGAUAGGAGUUCAGGAGUUUUGAAGGUUUUUAUCAGUGAAUUAACUGCAGCUGAUGAAGGAACGUACAGAUGUGGAGUGAAAACUGCUGACGAUCAUCUGUUCAUGAAGAUCAGACUGAAGAUUAAUCAAGUUGAUCAUUUCCCUGAAUCAAGUGAAUCAGCUGCUGUUAUUGGUGAAAGUGUGAAACUCAGCUGUAAUUCCCCUGAGGAACAGCAGUCCAUCAAACACAUCUGUAAAGAGAACGAGCAGAAGAUCUGUCAGAGCAUCAGUUCAUCAGAGAAGCAGCGCUUUGAGUUUUCUGACAGUACAGCAGGAGUUUUUACAGCGAGCAUCAGUAAUGUGAGCCUGAGAGAUGCUGGAGUUUACUGGUGUGGAGCAGAAACCAGACACCAGCAUCUGACUUCUGUUUCUCUCACCAAUAAACAUCAACUGACUUUAACCAUGCCUCCAGUGAUCAGACGUGAAGGAGAUUCAGUCCAGAUCAAAUGCCCUUAUGAUGAAAAACACACUGAAGAAAAGUGUCUGCGCAGAGGAAAGUGUUUGAGUAAAGUAGUAAAGUAUCUGUGUAAAGGAAAGUGUUUCACUGAAGAUGCUCAAAUUAUCAUUCAGUCAGAUGAAGAUCAUAAAAAACCAAGGAUUUCAGUAAAGGACUACACUGAACUCAAUCUCUUCACUGUGACCAUGACUGAGCUGAGAGCAGAGGAUGCUGGGAAAUACUGGUGUGCAGUGAAAGAUGUGUUUAAUCUUCCCAUUGAGCUCAUGAUCAUCAGGAAGAACGCGGUCGCUCAUGAAGCGUCUGUCGGAGGAUCAGUGUCCAUCAGCUGUAAACACAUCAGGAAUCAAACACAGAGGUUUUUCUGCAGAGGAGAUCAGCCCAAUAUCUGCUUCAGAGACGGAGUUCAUGUUUCAUCAGAUAACAGCAGAUUCUCUCUGACUGAAGAAACCUUUACUGUGAAGAUCAGCGAUCUGAGAGCAGAGGAUUCUGGGAAAUACUGGUGUGCAGAGGAGAGCUCUGGGUCCUUCAUAUUCACUGAAGUUCAGCUACACGUGACCGGAGGCUUUCCUGUGACAGCUGUGGUUUCUGUGGGUUUGAUCCUGCUGGCUGUGGGUUUAGUGUUCCUGUUGUUCAAAAUAAAACUCUGCAGCAAACACGGCAUCAUCUCAUCAGAAAGAAGAGAGGCAGGAGAUCAUGAAACUGCUCAAGAAGAGAGUCUAGGCUUAGAUCCUGAAUCAACUAAUCUCUAUUCAACAGUUCGGUCACCCACAAUCCCCUCUGAUUCACAGAAUCCACUUUACUCCACAGUUCAGUUACCCACAAUCUCCUCUGAUUCACAGAAUCCACUUUACUCCACAGUUCAGUUACCCACAAUCCCCUCUGAUGGGCUCCUGUACGCUGCUGUCAGUUUCCAGAAGCAAGAAGAGUCUUUCAGUGAAGCUACAGUCAGAUUCAGUAAAGAGGAGACUCACUGUGAAUACGCAUCUGUCAGUCACAAUAUCUCACCAAAUUAAUAUUACCACUGGAUUGUUGUUUUAUAUACAUCUUGAUCCUGUCAUUAAGAAAAAUUACUGAGCUGCUUGUAAAACAAUAAUUUAGUUUCACUGAACGAGUUAUUGAGCAGUCAGCGACAUCUACACUGUUGGGGGAAGAAGCUGAAAUGUUUCUCUGUGCCUCAAGAAAACAGUUAAAACUAUGUGAACUGAAGACAGAAAUGUUUUAUCCUUUCAUAAAAGUUUUUUUUAAAUCUCUGGAAGCAUCAGUUUAUCAGAAGAGAAGCAUUAGGUUUAUGACAAUGUGUGAUGAGUGCAUGUGUGUGCAAGAAAAUAUUUGUAAUGACAGUUUUUCAUUAUAACUUAAGUGAUGUCAUGCAUAUGUCUUUUUCUUUUUCUUUUUUAUGUAAUGUGCAUAUCAUGCAGACAUUGACUUGCUUGGUUUUAAAUGUGUUUGAGCAGUUAAAUUGCAGUAUUGGAUAUUUAAAAAGCCUAGUUCAUUUUGAAUGAGAAAAGUAAUUAUUUACAUUGUAACUUCUCAAUUGCAAUCCUCAAAGAAAAAUAGAAUAAUGAAAAUAGUAGUAAAUUAUACUUAUGAUAGAGCUUGUGCUCUGGUUUGGAUUAAUACAUUUAUAUUAUUCUUGUAUAUAGAUAUUUUUGUUUAAAAUUAUCUGCUAAAUGAAUAAAUGCUGUUUGUUGCCUGCACCAGUCACUAACUGUUUUAGACACAGUGAGAACUAAUGCUAACAUACACAAACCAUUAACAACUUAUAUUUUUUCAAUGUGGAAACACCCAUAGCCUGGAAAACAGCUAGUUACUGUCAACGUUAUUUAAUCUUUAAUCAAUGGUGCAUUCGGUUUUGAUUCAAAACACUUUCUUUUAAUCAGUUAAAUUAAAUCUGUAGGUGAUAUUUGUCCGUGA